AUGUCGACCAAACAUUCUUCUUCUUCUUACUUCAUCCUGGUUAAUCUAAAAUAUUUGUCUUUUCUUCCACUUUUCUUCUUCCUCAGAAUAUUCUUCUUCAUGGGACAAGAAUGUCUCUUCUUCUUCUUCUUAAUCUUCUUCUUCUUCUUCUUCUUCCAUUUUGUCCAUCAUCGUCUUCUUCUGAGUCCCUUCUCCAUUUUUCUUCUUCUUCUUCUUCCCUUUUAUCUUCAUGGGACAGUAGAGCCAGAGAUCCUUCUUAGGAUAGAAGAGAAUUCGACUUCUUCAAAAUUCUUCUUCUUCUUCAAAAAUUAUAGAAGAGAAUGUCUUCCAAACAUCCUUCUUUCUUACUUCAUAUUUAAUCUAAAAUAUUUGAUUCCUCUUUAUGUCGACCAAACAUCAUCUUCUUCUUCUUCAUUUCUUCUUCUUCUUCUUCUUUUCUUCCUUCUUCUUCUUCUUCUUCUUCUUCUUCUUCCAUCUUCAUUCCACAAUGUCUUCUUCUUGAAAGUUCUUCUCCAUUUUUCUUCUUCUUUCUUCUUCUUCUUCUUCUUCUUCUUCUUCUUCUUCUUCUUCUUUUUAUCUAAAAUUCAUCAUCGUCUUCCUCUGAUCCCUUCUCCACUUUUCUUCUUCUUCUUCUUCUUCUUCUUCUUCUUCUUCUUCUUCUUCUUCUUCUCAAAAAUUUCCCAUCAUCGAAGAGAAUCCUCUGACAUCGAAAAAGAGAUUUCGACUUCUUCUUCGAAAGUUCUUCUUCUUUCUUCUUCUUCUAAUCUUCUUCUUCUUCCAUUUCCCCUCCAUCUUCUUCCUCAUUCUCUUCUCCAAAUUUCUUCUUCUUCUUCUUCUUCUUCUUCUUCUUUUUCUUCUUCUUCUUCUUCUUUUUUUAUUCCCCAAAUCCCUUCUCCACUUUUCUUCUUCUUCUUCUUCUUCUUCUUCUUCUCUUCUUCUUCUUCUUCUUCUUCUUCUUCUUCUUCCGUUUUUAUUCCCCAUCAUCGUCUUCCUCCACUUUUCUUCUCACCUUUUUUCUUCUUCUUCUUCUUCUUCUUCUUCUUCUUCUUCUUCUUCUUUAGAGAAUGUCGACCAAUCAUCGAUCUCACUUCCUCUCGACCAAACUCUUCUCUUUUCUUCUUCAUAUUUAAUUUAAAAUAUUUUUCUUUUCUUCCACUUUUCUUCUUCUUCUUCUUCUUCUUCUUCUUCCGUUUUUAUUUCCCAUCAUCGUCUUCCUCUGAGUCCCUUCUCCACUUUUCUUCUUCUUCUUCUUCUUCUUCUUCUUCUUUUUUCUUCUUCUUCUUCUUCCUCUUUCCCCCCCAAUCUUCAUUUCCUCAGUCCCUUCUCCUUCUCUUCUUCUUCUUCUUCUGUCUUCUUCUUCUUUCUUCUUUCUUCUUCUUCUUCUUCUUCUUCAUUCAUUUUGUUUUUUAUCCUUUAUCCUUCUUCUCCUCAUUCUCCCUUCUUCUUCUUCUUCUUCUUCUUCUCUUCUUCAUUUCUUCUUCUUUUUUUUCUAGUUCUUCUUCCUUUCUAGAAGAGAAUUCUCCAAAUUCUUCUUCUUCUUCUUCUUCUUCUUCUUCUUUUCUUCUUCUUCUUCUUCUUUUUAUUCAGAAUCAUCGAAUCUUCCUCUGGUCAGUAGAGCCCCUUUUCUUCUUCUUCUUUCUUCUUCUUCUUCUUCUUCUUCUUUUCCUUCUUCUUCUUUUUUUCGUCCCCAUCAUCCUCUUCCUUUCAUCCCUUCUCCACUUUUAUCUUCUUCUUCUUCUCCUCUCUUCUUCUUCUUCUUCUUCUUCUUCUUCUUCUUCUUCGACAUUUUCCUCUGAAGAUCUUCUUUUAUUUAACAUCAUCGUCUUCCUCCUCAUUUCCCUUCUCCAUUUUUCUAAAAUUUUCUUCUUCUUCUUCUUCUUCUUCUUCUUCUUCUUCUUCUUCUUCUUCUUCUUCUUCUUCCGUUUUUAUUCCCCAUCAUCGUCUUCCUCUGAGUCCCUUCUCCACUUUUCCUCUUCUUCAUUUCUUCUUCUUCUUCUUCUUCUUUUCUUCCUUCUUCUUCUUCUUCUUCUUCUUCCCCUUUCAUCUUCUACUGGUCUCUUCAUUCAUUCAAAAAUCUUCCUCUUCUUCUCGACUUCUUCUUCUUCUUUUUCUUCUCUCACUUUUUCUCUAAAAUAUUUUCUUUCCUUCCUCUCUUCCUUCUCUCUUCUCCUUCUUCUUCUUCCAUUUCUUCUUCUUCUUCUUCUUCUUUUUCUUCUUUUUUUUUAUUUCGUCCUCUUCUUCCUCUUCCCUUCUCCCUCAUCCUUUUUCUUCUUCCUUUCUCCUUCUUCUUCUUCUUCUUCUUCUUCUUCUUCUUCUUCCAUUUUAAUUCUUCAUCUUCUCUUCUUCAUUUCCUUCUCCUUCUUUGCUUUCUUCCUCUUCUUCUUCUUCUUCUUCUUCUUCUUCUUCUUUCUCUUCUUCCUUUCUUCUUUCUUCCUCUCCUCAUUCUUCCUCUACAUCUUCUUCUUCUUCAUAUUUAACCUUCUUCUUCUUCUUCUUCUUCUUCUUCUUUCUUCUUCUUCUUCUUCUUCCAUUUUAUUCCCCAUCAUCGUCUUCCUCUUAGUCCCUUCUCCUUUUCUUCUUCUUCUUCUUCUUCUUUUCUUCUUCUUCUUCUUCUUCUUUCGUUUUUCUUUUCAUCCUUCUCUAGUCCCUUCUUUUUCUUCUUCUUCCUUCUUCUUCUUCUUCUUCUUCUUCUUCUUCUUCUUCUUUUUCCUUUCUCCUUCGUCUUCCUCUCCUUUCUCCCUUUUCUUCCACUUUUUUUCUUCUUCUUCUUUUCCUUCUUCCUUUUUUUCUUCUCUUCUUCUUCUUCCAUUCCUUCUUUUUUCUUCUUCUUCUUCUUCUUCUUCUUCUUCCCCUUCUCCUUCCAUUUAUUCUUUUCUUUUAUUCCUUCUUCUUUCUUCUUCUUCCUCUCUUCUUCUUCUUCUUCUUCUUUUUUCUUCUUCCUUUUAUCCUUCCUCCCUCUUCCUCUGUUCUUCUUCUUCUUCCAUUUCCUUCUUCUUCUCUUCUUCUUCUUCUUCUUCUUCUUCUUCUUCUUCUUCUUCCAUUUUCUCACUUUUUCAUCUUCUUUGUCCUUCCUCUCCUCUUUCUCUCUUUUCUUCUUCUUCUUCUUCCUUUUCUCUUCUUCAUUUCCUUCCUUUUUCUUUCUUCUUCUUCUUCUUCUUCCCAUUUUUCAUUCCCCAUUCUUCUUCUUCCUCUCCUCAUUCUUCUCAUCUUCUUCUUCUUCCAUUUCGUCUUCUUCUUCUUCUUCUUCAUUUCCUUCUUCUUCUUCUUCUUUUCUUCCUCUUCUUCCUCUUCUUCUUCUCCCUUUUUCUUUACCUUUUCUUCCUUCCUCUUCUUCUUCUUCUCUCAAAAAAGGAUUCCAUUUCUUCUUCUUCUUCUUCUUCCCUUCUUCUUCUUCUUUUGUCAUUCAUCUUUCCUCUUCUUCCUUCUUCUUCUUCUUUCAAUUCCUUCUUCCUCCUUCCUCCCUUCUCUUCUUUUCCUCCCCUUCUCCUCUUCUUCUUCUUCUUCUUCUUCUUCUUCUUCUUCUUCUUCUUCUUCUUCCUUUUUCUCCCCAUCAUCUCCCUUCUCCACUUUUCUUCUUCUUCUUCUUCUUCUUCUUCUUCUUCUUCUUCUUCUUCUUCUUCUUCUUCUUCUUUGUUUUUAAUUCCUUCUGCUUUUCCUCUGGUCCCUUCUUCCUUUUCUCCUCUUUUUCAUUUCUUUCCUCUAAAAUCUUCUUCUUCUUCUCUCUUCUUCUUCUUCUUCCUUUUUUAUUCUUCUCUUCCUUUAUUCCCUUCUCCACUUUUCUUUUUCUUCUUCUUUCUUCUUCUUCUUCUUCUUCUUCUUCUUCUUCUUCCUUUUUCUUUCCUCUCAUCGUCUUUCUCUCUUCCUUCUUCUUUCUUCUUCUUCUUCUUCUUCCUUCUUCUUCUUUCUUCUUUUUUUUUUUCCCAUCAUCGUCUUCUUCUUCCUCUUCUUUUCCCUUCUUUUCUUCUUCUUCAUUCUCUUCCUCUUCUUCUUCUUUUCUUCUUCUUCUUCUUCUUCUUCUUCUUCUUUUGCCUUUUCCAUCUCUUCUCUUCCUUCCAUUUCUCCAGUUUUUCUUUUAGCCUUUCUUCUUCUUCUUCUUCUUCUUCUUCUUCUUCUUCUUCUUCUUCUUCUUCUUCUUCCAUUUUUUAUUCCCCUUCAUCUUUCGACUUCCUCUUCAGUUCCUUCUCACUUUUUUCUUUCGCCUUCUUCUUCUUCCUCUUCUUUUCUUCUUCUUCUUCUUCUUCUUCUUCUUCGUUUUUAUUCCCCAUCAUCAUUUCUUCUUCUUCUUCUUCUUCUUCUUCUUCUUUUUCUUCUUCUUCUUCUUCUUCUUCUUCUUCUUUUUUCUUCUUCUUCUUUCCCUCUCCUCAUCCUCUCCUUUCUUCUUCUUCCACUCUUCUUCUUCUUUUCUUCUUCCUUCUUCUUCUUUUUCUUUCUUCCUUUUUAUUCCUUUUCCAUUCCUUCCACUUUUUUCUCUUCUCCUUUAUCUUCCUCUUUUCUUCUUUCUUCUUCUUCUUCUUCUUCUUCUUCUUCUUCUUCUCUUCGUUCAUUUCCUUCUUCCGUUUUUAUUCCCAUCAUCUACUUCCUCUUCCAUUCCUUCUCCACUUUUUUUCUCUUCUUCUUCCUUCUUCUUCUUCUUCUUCUUCUUCUUCUUCUUCCAUUUUUAUUCCCCAUCAUCGUCUUCCUUCAUUUCCUUCUCCCUUUUCUUCUUUUCUUCCUCUUCUUCUUCUUCUUCUUCUUCUUUUUUCUUCUUUUUUCCUUCCCAUCCUUCCUCUUCCUCUUCUUCUCCCUUCUCUACUUCUUCUUCUUCUUCAUUUAACUUCUUCUUCUUCUUCUUCAUUUCCUUUUAUUUCCUUUUUGUCUUCCCCUCUAUCUUCCUCUUCCAUUCCUCUCUUCUUUUUUCUCUUCUUCUUCUAUUCUUCUUCUCUUCUUCUUUCUCUUUUUCCCCCAUCUUCUUCCUUCUUCCCUUCUCCAUUUUUCUUCUUCCUCUUCUUCUUCUCUUCUUCUUCUUCUUUUCUUUUCUUCCUUUUUUCCGUUUUCGUCCUCUACUUCCUCUGUCCCUUCUUCCAUUUCUUCUUUCUUUUUCUUCUUCUUUUCUCCUUCCUCUUCAUCUUCUUCUUCUUCUUCUUCUUCUUCCCCCAUCAUCGUCUUCUCUUCUUCAUUUCCUUCUCCCUUUUGCUUUCUUCCUCUCUUCCUCUUCCAUUCUUCUUCUUCUUUCUCUUCUUCUUCUUCCUUCUCUCCUCAUUCUCUCUUUACAACAUCUUCUUCUUCUUCCAUUUAACCUUCUUUUUCUCUUCUUUCAUUCCUUCUUCCUUUUUGCUUUCGUCCUCUUCUUCCUCUUCCAUUCUUCUCCUUUUUCUUCUUCUUCUUUCUUCUUCCCUUCUCAUCCUCAUCUUCUUCUUCUUCCAUUUAACUUCUUCUUCUCUUCGUUCAUUUCCUUCUGCCUUUUGCUUUCUUCCUCUUCUUCCUCUUCCAUUCUUCUCUCCUUUUUUUCUCUUCCUCUUUAUCCUUCCUCUCCUCAUUCUCUUCUUCUUCUUCUUCUUCUUCCAUUUAACCUUCUUCUUCUCUUCUUUCAUUUCCUUCUGCCUUUUUUGUUUUCGUCCUCUACUCCUCCUCCAUUUCCUUCUCCCUUUUCUUUCUUCUUUAUCCUUCUUCUCCUUCUUCUUCUUCUUCUUCUUCUUCCAUUUUUAUUCUACUCUUCUCUUCCUUCAUUUCCUUCUCCCUUUUCUUCUUCUUCUUCUUCUUCUUCUUCUUCUUUUUUUCUCUUCCAAUCUUUCUUCCUUCCUCUCCCUUCUCUCUACAUCUUCUUCUUCUUCUUUUUCUUCUUCUUUUUCUCUUCUUUCUUCUCCUUCUUCUUCUUUUACUUCCUCUUCUUCUUCUUCUUCAUUCACUCUCACUUUUUCUCUUCUUCCUUUAUUUUCCUCUCCUCAUUCUCUCAUCUUCUUCUUCUUCUUCUUCUUCUUCUUCUUCUUCUUCUCUUCUUCUUCAUUUCCUUCUUCCUUUUUUCAUUCUCUUCCUCUUCUUCUUCUUCCAUUCUCUCAUUUUUUCUUCUUCUUAUUCUUCUUCUUCUCUUCUUCUUCCUUCUUCUUUUUUUUCAUUCCCAUCAUCUCUUCCUCUAACCCUUCUCCACUUUUCUUCUUCUUCAUUUUCUUUCUUCUUCUUUUUCUUUCCCUUUAUUCUUCCUCUCUUCCUCUCAGUCUUCUUCUACAUCUUCUUCUUCUUCUUCUUCUUCCUUCUUCUUCUUCUUCUUCUUCUUCUUCCUUCUUCUUCUUUUUCUUUUUCGUCCUCAUCGUCUUCCUCUUCCCUUCUCCAUUUUUUCUCUUCUUCUUUUCUUCUUCUUCUUCUUCUUUCUCUCUUCUUCUUCUUCUUUUUCCCCAACCUUCUUCUUCUCUUCCCUUUUCAUUUUCUUCUUCCUUCUUCCUUUCUUCUCUUCUUUCCUCUUCUUUCUUUUCUUCUUCUUUCUUCUUCUUCUUCUUCUUCCUUUUCUUCAUUUCUCUCUUCUUCUUCUUCUUCUUCUUCUUCUUCUUCUGCUUCUCUUCUUCAUUUCCUUCUGCCUUUUUUCUUUCGUCCUCUUCUUCUUCCAUUCAUUUCUUCUUCUUCUUCUUCUUCUUCCUUCUUCUUUCUUCUUCUUCUCUUCUUCUUCUUCUUCCAUCUUCUUCUUCUUCUUCUUCAUUUCUUCUUCUUCUUUUUUCGUCUUCUUCUUCUUCUUCUUCCGUUUUAUUCCCCAUCAUCUCUUUCCUCUUCCCUUCUCCUCAUUCUCUCUUCUUCUUUUCUUCCUUCUUCUUCUUUCAUUCUCUUUUUCUUCUUCUUCUUUCCAUUCAUCUUCUUUUCUCUCUUCUUCUUCCUUCAUUCUUUCUGCCUUUUCUUCUUCUUCUUCUUCUUCUUCUCUUCUUCUUCUUCUUCUUCUUUUUCUUCUUCUUCUUCUUCUUUUCUCCUUCCCUCUCCUCAUUCUCUCUUCUCUCUUCUUCUUCUUCUUCUUCUUCUUCUUCUUCUUCUUUUCUUCUUUCAUUUCCUUCUGCCUUUUUCUGCUUUUCUUCCUCUACUUCCUCUUCUUCACUUCUCACUUUUUCUUCUUCUUCUUUUUAUCCUUCCUUCUUCUUCUCUCUUCUUCUUCUUCUUCUUCUUCUUUUAACCUUCUUCUUCUUCUUCUUUCAUUUCCUUCUGCCUUUUUUGCUUCGUCCUCUACUUCCUCUUCCAUUCUUCUUCUUCUUCUUUUUCUUCUUCCUUUUCUCCUUCCUCUCUUCAUUCUCUCUCAUCUUCUUCUUCUUCUUCAUUUUCCCUACUGCUUUUCUUCUUCAUUCCUUCUUCCUUUUGCUUUUCUUCCUCUUCUUCCUCUUCCAUUCAUCUUCUUUUUCUCUUCUUCUUCUUCUUCAUCUUCUUCCUCUCCUUCAUUCUCUUCUACUUCUUCUUCUUCUUCUUCCAUUUAACCUACUGCUUCUCUUCGUUCAUUUCCUUCUGCCUUUUUGCUUUCGUCCUCUCUUCCUCUUCCAUUCCUUCUCACUUUUUUCUCUUAGCCUUUAUCCUUCCUCUCCUCAUUCUCUCUACAUCUUCUUCUUCUUCCAUUUAACCUACUGCUUCUCUUCGUUCAUUUCCUUCUGCCUUUUUGCUUUCGUCCUCUACUUCCUCUUCCAUUCACUCUCACUUUUUUCUCUUAGCCUUUAUCCUUCCUCUCCUCAUUCUCUCUACAUCUUCUUCUUCUUCUUCCAUUUAACCUACUGCUUCUCUUCGUUCAUUUCCUUCUGCCUUUUUGCUUUCGUCCUCUACUUCCUCUUCCAUUCACUCUCACUUUUUUCUCUUAGCCUUUAUCCUUCCUCUCCUCAUUCUCUCUACAUCUUCUUCUUCUUCCAUUUAACCUACUGCUUCUCUUCGUUCAUUUCCUUCUGCCUUUUUGCUUUCCCUUUAUCCUUCCUCUCCUCAUUCUCUCUACAUCUUCUUCUUCUUCCAUUUAACCUACUGCUUCUCUUCAUUCCCUCCUUCUCAUCUUCCUCCAACUGUUCCUCUGACAUUUUUCCUUCUUCUUCAUCGAUUUCAUCCACUCUUUCUGUUUAUUCCUUUUCUUUUCCUCCCCAUCCCUUAUUUUCUUCUCUUUUCUUAUUUCUUUUCUCUCCUUUUCUCAUCUUAUUAUUUUCCCUCUUUCUCUUUAACCCUAUCUCCACAUCAUCUUCUCUCUUCAUUUUCUUCCUCCUUUACUUUCUCCUCUUUCUUUUUUUGUAUUCUUUUCCUUUCUCUUCUCAUUUUUCUUCUACUUCUUCGACUUACGGCCAUAUGUUAAUUUCAUAUUCUCCUUCCUUCUCAUUUUCCUUCGAAUAUUUCUCUUCAAUCAAUUCGUUCCUUUUCUUUUUAUGCUUCAUUUCCUUUUGCAUUUCUAACUUCUUUCUUUCUUCUCUUUAUUCUUCCUUUCAUUACGUCUCUUUCUUUCCUUCAUCUAUUUUCUCUUCUUAUUCAACACUUAUUCCCCUUCACUCUUUUGUGUCUAUUUGUAUCCUCUUUAUUUUCAUCCUCGUCUCUUUAUCCUUCACUUUCUCCCACUCAAUUUCUUUCCUGUGUUUUUUUUUCUUUUUGCUUCUUCCCAUACUUCUUCAGAUUCCUCCAAGUGUUUUUGUUCCUUCUGCUUCUUUCUUUCCCUUUCUAUCUUCAGCCUUUAUUUCAUUCUUCCUAUAUUUAAUUAUAUUUUCUUUCUCUUCCUCAUUUUGUAGUUCCUUUUCUUAUUUCUCCAUUACGCAUAUUCCCGCUUCUUAUGCUCGUAUUUUUUCCUUCUCUCUUCCACUUCUUUCGCUAUUAUUCCUUUUAAUUAUUUUUCUCUGCUUCUCUCUAAUCUGUAUUUUCGACAUCGCUACCAUCUAUAUAGUGAUUAUUUUCUCCCGAAUGUGCGGAAUACACGAUCGACAUCACUUGUCAGAACUGACUCCCACAUCUGCUGCCCGCAGUACCAGACAACCACGCCUUUUGUUCAAGUGA
Molecule: messenger RNA, 8952 nt
Organism: Acanthosepion pharaonis
Lineage: Eukaryota; Metazoa; Mollusca; Cephalopoda; Sepiida; Sepiidae
Source: the annotation of a GenBank genome assembly